GCUCAUUACUCGUUCCAUUACAUCGAGUUAUGAAAAGAAUUUUUAAACGUACUUGGGGACGGUCGUGACAUUUUGUAUAUUUUAACUUCUUUUGAAAAACGUAAAAAUUUGAAAAUUCGCUUUAAAGUGAUAACGUAGUAAACGAGCAUUGUUUUUUGAUUACAAAUCACUAUUAAAUAAAAUUACUUCACAACUAAAUUUGUACAGAGAGAAACAAGACAAAGUAAAGUAAAGCUGAAGCAUUGAGAUAAAUUACAGCGAUAGGUAUCGUUGUAAACUACGAAAGAAGGGAAAGUGAGCAGUUAUUUAAUUGAGAAGAAAAAAAAAAUAAAACAAAAUGACAUCGCUGGAACCGAACGUGAAUCGCCUGCAGAAUUUCAAAAAUAAGGGCAAGGAUCAAGAUGAGAUGCGGCGUCGCCGCAAUGAAGUCACAGUGGAGCUGCGCAAAAAUAAACGCGAAGAGACGAUCCUGAAACGUCGCAAUGUUCCCAAUAUGGAUUCGAAUACAGACGAAGAUGAUCAGCUGCCGAAUACAAUCAACCUGAAGAAAUUGGCCGAAGCGGCUGCUGACUCAUCGAAACCGGAACAACAAUUGGCUGCCGUGCAGGCUGCACGUAAGCUCCUUUCUUCGGAUAAGAAUCCACCAAUUAACGACCUCAUCAAGAGUGACAUUCUGCCGAUUUUGGUUGAUUGUCUAAAACAACAUGAUCACACAAUGCUACAGUUCGAAGCAGCCUGGGCUUUGACCAAUAUUGCAUCCGGUACUUCGGAUCAGACCAAUCAGGUGGUUGCUGCUGGCGCAGUGCCGCUCUUCCUGCAGUUGCUCUCUUCGCCCGCUCCCAAUGUUUGCGAACAGGCCGUUUGGGCUUUGGGUAAUAUCAUCGGUGAUGGACCGGAGUUGCGCGAUUACGUAAUCAAACAUGGCGUUGUACAGCCACUGUUGUCGUUCAUUAAGCCAGACAUACCAAUUUCUUUUUUGCGGAAUGUUACAUGGGUUAUUGUGAAUUUGUGCCGCAAUAAGGAUCCACCACCACCAGCCGCCACCAUACACGACAUCCUGCCCGCACUAAAUGUGCUCAUCCAUCAUACGGACACCAAUAUACUUGUAGACACUGUUUGGGCAAUUAGUUAUCUAACCGAUGGUGGUAAUGAUCAAAUUCAAAUGGUGAUUGAAAGCGGUGUCGUACCCAAACUGAUACCAUUGCUGGGACAUGCGGAAGUUAAGGUGCAAACGGCUGCUCUACGUGCUGUCGGCAAUAUUGUGACCGGCUCAGAUGAGCAAACACAAGUGGUGCUCAACUAUGAUGCGUUGUCGUACUUCCCAGCAUUAUUGUCGCAUCAAAAGGAGAAAAUUCGUAAGGAAGCAGUAUGGUUCCUGUCAAAUAUUACGGCCGGUAAUCAGUCGCAAGUGCAGGCGGUCAUCAAUGUUGGUUUGCUGCCGAAAAUCAUUGAGAAUUUAAGCAAAGGCGAAUUCCAAACACAGAAGGAAGCUGCCUGGGCAAUCAGUAAUUUGACAAUUAGUGGUAAUCGCGAUCAGGUGUUCACAUUAAUCAAGGAGGGUGUUAUACCGCCCUUCUGUGAUUUGCUCUCCUGCCAGGACACACAAGUUAUCAAUGUUGUUCUUGACGGACUCAACAAUAUGCUCAAAAUGGCCGAAAAUCACGUACAGGAGGUGGCUAAUUUAAUUGAAGAAUGUGAUGGUCUCGAGAAGAUUGAAAAACUGCAAAAUCAUGAAAACGUCGAGAUUUACAAGUUGGCAUACGAAAUCAUUGAGCAAUACUUUUCGGAUGAGCCGGAACAAGCCAGCCUCGCACCCACCAACGACGGCACACAAUUCCAAUUUGACCCGAACGCUGAUAGCAAAUUACCAAUGAAUUCUUUUGACUUUUUGAAUUAGCACGGCUGCUGUGGAAACAAUAAAAUUUUAAACAUAAAGCUACUACCACCAACAACACGACCGCGACUAGCACCUUAAAAACCACCACCAACAACUCCAACAAAAAAUACUGUUGAGCCAUCAACCGCCAGCCAAUUGACGUAUCAAAUAUUGAAAACGACAACACCGGCAGCGACGGCCAAGUGUUGAACUGACUGACUGACAGCAAAGAUAAAUUUGCAAAACAAAAAAAAAUAUAAAAAAAUGUAGUAAAUAAAAAAAAAAAAACAAAAAAAUGUAUACACAGACAACAAAACAGGAAUAGUAGAGAAGUAACUCAACAAAGAAGUAGCAGCAGCAAAAGAAAGAUUAAGCAAAGGAGAACACAAGUGGCGACAGCGACAAAACAUCAAGAGAACUGCACUGCAUAAGCUGUUGUUAGCUAACAUCACACACACUUCAAAUCUAUUUACAUUGGAAACGCCACGAGCGUGUAGCGUGCAGCAGCGACAUCCGCAGAGAACAAUGACUAUGGAGCCACAGACAGGAAUUACACGUAUGAAUUCAAACUGCGACAAAAACAACAACAGAAAUAGAAAUUGUCAAGAAGUUCGCCAGUCCAAGUUGAUUAUAAUUAUAAUUAAUAUUAUAUGAAACGAAAUUAUAUACAUACAUAUAUAUGCCUAUAUAUACAUGAAAUAUUUUGAGUUUAAGGAUUGUAGAGAGAAAACGAAAUGAAAAAAAUCAACAACCACAAAAAGUCUACUGUCACAUCAACAUAAUUUUCAUCAUCACUACGUGCAUAAACUCCAAUCAACUUCAUUAUCAUGUUCACUAAAAUUCAAAUCAAAUCAAAUUCAUAUACAUACAACAGAUUUCUAUUAACAACAGGCGUCAAAACAUUAUCUGUAACCUCCCCGCGCGUGUUGGAGUUGAUGUGCAUUGCUGUUGCAGAAGUCACUUGUAAGGGAAAUUACAUAUUUAACAAACAUUAAAUACAUAGGUUUGACAAUAUUUUUUUUUAUGGAUUUAGAUUUUAUUUAGUUUCGAAUUCUCAAUCCUAAAAUGAAGACACAGUUUCAAAAUCUAUCACUAAACAAAACAAUGUUUCUAAAACUAAUCAAAAAUUAAUAAUACGCCUUUGGUAGCGCGCGUGCCGUGUCCACGAUUUUUUCUGUAUAUUAAAAAAUUGAAUUGAAAAAUCUUUGAAAUAUGAUAAACAUAUAUAUGUACAUAAAUACAAAUGUUUAACAUAGACUGUGUGUGGCCUUUAAGAUUUUUGAAUUAAUUUUCCGUAGCAACUGGCAGCAAAUUUCUACAACUGCGAUGCGUUUUGUACACAAUGUGUAGUAUGUCGGGGUUAGGAUGUUACGAAUUCAAUACAUUUCUAGCAUGCAAAUUGCCACAUUUUACUCUUUUUUUUAAUAUUGAUAUCAAAAUUAAAAUUACCAAAUUUCAAAUCUUCAAUAUGCAAAUACUCAUCUUAUUCAUCUUGUAAGAGAUGUUUACUCUUGAAUUUCUUCUUAAGUGUACAUGGUGUCCACUAACUGAAAAAUAUUCUGUAUAUUUGAAAAUUGCUGCUUUGCAUCAUUGUCAAGAUUUUGUUCAGAGAGUAAUUUUUUUCGGCGGUAUAUAAACUGUGAUAAGUUUCCAUUUUAAAUUUGUAUUUGAGGUAAAUUUUUCGGGGUUUUAGUGUUAAGAUACAUUCUAUCUAAAACAGAAGUUGGAAGUUGUCAAGUUUUCGCCUCAGCCUGCACAUCAACUCACAACGCAAACGCUCUCGUGUAUGUAGUAUGUAUACAACAUUUUCAGUACUCAAUCAUCAACUUUUGCACUUUUGCUGACUAAUAUUUUAUUGGAUUGAAAUCGCGCUCUCAAUUGUAAGAAGUAACAUCGCUCGUUUACCAUAAGACACAUAUUGAUUUACAUUCACUCCCGUUUUUUUUUUUUUUUAGUUGUGGCAGUUUUUUUUUAGAUUAAACGAGUGAUAUGUGUCUUAAUUUUUUUUGUAGAUUUUAACAUGCUAAAUUGCGCAUAUUCGAUAUUAGCCUUUUGUUAAAAUUGUAAAAAUUGUUCACACCAACACAGCUUCACUAUUGUUAUAAACGGCAUGUCCAUUUGAAUAUUCAACUAGCAGAUGUUUCUGAUUUCCAUCUCUUUGACUUUGGCAGUCUUGGGUCUUUCAGCUUCCUUCCCAUGAAGCUAGAGCUUUGCAGUAUUUUCAUCGCUGUACUAAAUGUUAAGUUUUCUACUUGUUUAAUUUUUUCAUAUCAUUUGUAAGAUCAUUGCAUCAUUUGUUGAAGUUUUUCCACUACAUUGUUGCAUAAUUAUCUUUGGUUAAACAUAGCACAUAUAUAUUUUUUUUAUACAUUUUCAUCGCUCUGUACAUUAUCGGGUCUGGCAUAUCCAAAGGGCUGUGGCCAUAUUUUCUUCCAAAAUACCCUACUCGUACGUAUGUAUAUCAAUCAAUCUCUCCUCCUGCACUAACUCUACGAAAAGAUACACUGCAACACAUUUCCAGCUGACUAUUUCUUUAUAAAUUUUUAUUUAAAGAAACCACGAAAUUAUUUUACUCAUCAACAUUUAUGCCUGAAUGAACUAAUUUUGAGUUUUCGUUCUCUAUGUUUUUAAAUAAUUCCAAAUUAAAGUACUGAAAAUCAGUGAAAUAUAAAACAAGUUUCUUAAAAAGCAACCUACUGAAGUUAAACAAUAAAUACCAAGCCAAAAAAAAAAAAU
Rhagoletis zephyria (snowberry fruit fly) is the source of this 4612-nucleotide messenger RNA. It is a transcript of the gene Kap-alpha3, whose product is annotated as karyopherin alpha3. Gene Ontology annotation, molecular function: protein binding; nuclear import signal receptor activity. NCBI's taxonomy places the organism in Eukaryota, Metazoa, Arthropoda, Insecta, Diptera, Tephritidae. Gene Ontology annotation, cellular component: cytoplasm. The record is from RefSeq and is a predicted model, not a curated record. Gene Ontology annotation, biological process: protein import into nucleus.